AUGACAGAGAAAAUUGAGUCAGGUACAGGCUCCAAGAAGAGCACGGCUGCGAUGUCCAUGGCCAGCGCUGGAGAUGCGGGAAAGAAUGCGCACGCAAAGGAAUCGCAAGCAGCCUCUGUGGCCCAGUCCGAAACGGCUGGCACGGACAGUCACUCCAGUCCCAAGAAGCGCCGCAAGGUCAAUCUCGGUAAGAUGCUGGUCGCGCAGUAUGCAUGCAACAGGGUUCUAGGCACAUUUUCCGGGCACCGGUUCGCAUGUUGCAAGCCAGAAGACGAGCCUGCUGACCAGUUUCAAUUUGUGAAGGAACGGCCCUGCACCCGAUGUAUCAAGCGCAAUAUCGGCCAUCUGUGCCAUGACGAGCCCAGGGUACCUCCGAAACGGACACGAAGCGAGCAUGACCGAUCGGCCGUGGACGAGGAGGGCUCGUCCAACAAUGAGCCGGUCACCGUUCGAGGUAUGUCUAGAAGGGUCGACGUCCGGGAUGCGGCUGGUCAGCAAAUCCUCCCGGAUGGUACGAUCGGAAGCUCGGCUUCCUCGGUACAGCCUGGGAACAUUCCCUCCUCUGACCAGGGCCUCGAUGCCAAUUCUCAGUGGCUGAUGGCGUACAACGACUGGUUGGGUGGACAGAACCAGUUUCAGGACAUGCAUUGGCUCCGCCAGUCGUACAUGUUUAAUGCACCUGAGGUCACGAACGAGUACAAUUUGCUCGGUGAUUUCCUCAGUAACAGUCUGCACAAUGAUAGGGCGAUGUUCCAAAACCAGGAUAUACAGGGCAUCUACUCUGAUCCGUCAUUGAUAAACUCUACGAGCACGCUUAGAGAGUCACAUGGUCGACCACAGACUCAGCCUCCACCACCGGCUCACAGCCAGGCACCACAGAGUGACUCAAUUCAGCGGCUGACUCCCACAUUGGGAAACAACCAGGCUCGCGAGACAUACUACAUGACUGCUGCAGACCCGUCGGGAUCGGACCCUCCAGAGGAGCGCAUGAACAAGCUUCUCAAAGCAAAGUAUGACGCUGGGCUGCUGAAGCCCUUCAACUAUGUCAAGGGGUACGCCAGGCUCAAUGAGUACAUGGAAAAGAACAUGCAGCAUACGUCCCGCCAAAGGAUUCUCCGACAGCUCGACAAGUUCCGGCCCAAAUUCCGAGAGCUUAUGCAUAGCUUGACGGAUGUCGAACUGAUCCUGGUGGAGAUGUGGUUCGAACAGAGCUUGAUGGAGUACGACCGCGUCUUCGCCAGUAUGGCCAUCCCUGCCUGCUGCUGGCGACGGACGGGCGAGGUAUUCCGAGGCAAUAAUGAGAUGGCGCAGUUGAUCGACGUUCCGGUUGAGAGUUUGCGAGAUGGUAAACUCGCUAUCCAUGAAAUCAUUGCCGAGGACCAGCUGGUUAACUACUGGGAGAAAUUCGGCGCCAUUGCUUUCGACAACACCCAGAAAGCCAUACUCACCAGCUGUACUCUUAAAAGCCCCACACACUCGGCGGGCGAGGCGAUCCCAUGCUGCUUCUCCUUCACGAUUCGACGAGACAACCACGAUAUCCCGUCUCUCAUUGUUGGCAAUUUCCUCCCGACGUAA
Molecule: messenger RNA, 1575 nt
Organism: Penicillium daleae
Lineage: Eukaryota; Fungi; Ascomycota; Eurotiomycetes; Eurotiales; Aspergillaceae
Exons: 5
Coding region: 1-1575 (524 amino acids)
Cellular component (GO): nucleus
Molecular function (GO): RNA polymerase II transcription regulatory region sequence-specific DNA binding
Source: RefSeq, a predicted model, not a curated record